Molecule: messenger RNA, 9504 nt
Organism: Danio aesculapii
Lineage: Eukaryota; Metazoa; Chordata; Actinopteri; Cypriniformes; Danionidae
Gene: nsd1a
Product: nuclear receptor binding SET domain protein 1a
Exons: 24
Coding region: 355-6507 (2050 amino acids)
Biological process (GO): regulation of DNA-templated transcription
Cellular component (GO): nucleus; chromatin
Molecular function (GO): histone H3K36 methyltransferase activity; protein binding
Source: RefSeq, a predicted model, not a curated record
UUAACACACACACACAUACACAGAUCCAGGGGCACUCGGCAAGCGGGGCAAACAAUCAUGUAUUUCAAUAGAAAUCGUGGCCGCUGACAAAAAACGUGCUUUUGAUUCACUGACGUGAUGCUUCGGGGGAAAGUGACAGGCGGCCAGUUUCAUUCUCGUUUAUUCAUGAAUCUCCAUUUUUGAUGUUGGAGAGAGAAAUGAGUGCCGAGGUCGGGCCUACUGGUGCAAAUGCUGCUGGGAUUUUGCAGAUCCGCUUUCACAAAUUGACAAAAACUAACGCUACAUGCUCGAAUUUUAAGGGCUUUCCGGUGGUUCUGUCGUGACCGAGUCGUUAAUGGAUGGAGCCAUGUCAACAUGAAUCAGUCCUACAAAGUGGCCGGCAGGGAUGGCUCGGAGUGUCGUGGAGAUCCACAGGACAGCAGGGCUCUUGAUGGCCGAAUCGGCUCCUGUGGACAGCAGAGCACCAAGGCCGACCAAAGCUCUGCCAUGCAUUUCUUAAACCCUGGCUACAAACUCUCUGCACCGUUUGCGUACAACCAGAGAGAAUCCAGCUACAGCCCGCUGAGGAGACUCCAGGACCUGACCACUAUGGUGAACCAUGCGGACGGAGGUUUGCAGGACAAGGACUUCCACGGGCGAAACAAAUUGCUCAUGCACAAUCCCAUUGGUGCGAACGAGUUCGGGAUAGGCGUUUAUCACACAACCAAUUCACAAGCAAACACUGCUGUUCAGGAUCUGGACAAGAAUGGUUUCUCGCCAGUAAGCUCCGAUAGCUUGGAACACUUUUCCCCAAUCCCCAAUGGAUUUUUGCAUUUCGGGUCGACCCUGUUUGACAGCGGCGACAGCAAGGAUAACGAUGAGGAUGCCAAUGGAGAGGUGGCGACGUUUAAAAGCACGUCAAAGAAAUGCCAGAAACGAAAUGUGGCAAAAACAAAAACUCAGAGCAGCCACAGAUUGGACGCAAACAAACAUAGUAGUAAAAACACAGCAAGGUCGGACCCUCCAGCGAGUCCUUCACAUUUACCGGUGGAGGCCAUGAUGGAGGAUUUUGACAGUAUGGAUGAUUAUUCUGACAGUGACUGCGAUCUGCCCAGCACUGAGAACUGCGCAUCAAUAUUCAAUCUCUCCAAAAGAGCACACUCACCCAGCGACUCCCAUUCAAAUCCUUCAAACAGCCCAAAGAAGAAGCAGCUGCUCAGUGUGAAGUACUCUAUUGGGGAUGUUGUGUGGGCCAAAUUCAACCGCAGACCCUGGUGGCCCUGUCAUGUAACCACUGACCCACAGAUCGAUGUCCACACCAAAAUGAAAGAUCCCAGUCGUCGGCCAUGCCGCCUCUAUUUUGUCAGGAUGUUUGGGGAGAUCGUGGACCAAGCUUGGGUCCCAGCGAAAGCCACUUUUCCUUUUGAAGGAGGUGAUCAGUUUGAAAAACUCCCGGUAUUGAGACGGAGAGGAAGACAGAAGGAUAAGGAUUACAAGUACACGGUUCCCAAGCGUCUAAUCCCAUCAUGGAAAGCUAGUGUCUUAGAGGCAGAGGCAUCGUUAACCAAACAGUUAAACAGCGAACCUCCAUUGACUUUAAUCCGGGAUGUGUGUGUGCCAAUUACAGAAGACAAGGCACCCAAAAAAAGUCCUGCUUGUCCAAAGUCUACAACGCUAUCCACAUCAUCAAGCUCCCUUUUGUCCAAUGGACUCAAUGCAUCCGUUAAGAACAGACUAAAACCAGGCACUGCAGGCAAAAAGAAGACAACUAAAAAGAUGGUCAAAUCUCAAUCAAUCAGAUUAAGCGAGACCCCUUCAUUAUUUAAAUCCAAAUCAAACCCUUCAUCAGAUAAACCCUCCACAGCCACAGAGCCCCUAGAUAGUCCGUAUUUAGAUAUCGACUCGGUACCCAGGAUUCUGUGUUCAAAACGUAUCAAUGAAUCGCUGGAGAAAGAGUUGAGCGCUAAAACUACAAAAGUACCAGCAUGUAAGAAGACGAGCAAAAACAGCAUGGACAAACCGGGGAAGAAAUCUGAUGUAACAUGCAUGAAGAACAGUAAGCUGAAGAAGUCGACUCCCAAAGACAGAACACUUAAAGUUACAAGCUCCAGACUGAAGGAAAGCAGUUCCCCGGGCUCGUCGGAUGGCUCUUUUGCCAUGCACUCUCACUAUCUGCCUGCCAGCAGUGGCUUAAUCUCGAGAGCACUUGCCGCCGGGGAAGAAACCGAGGAAAAAGACGUAAGCCAUGAGCCAAAUUCUCACUCGCCAAGUUCUGAACACUCGUCCCCUACAAACCAAGAGGUAUCAAAACAAAAAUGGCAGGUAAAAAAUAACAGCGAGUCUAGUGAAGAAUCAACAGAUGCCUCCGACACCCCGCCAAACCCAACUCUAAAUAAAUUCACCAGAAUUUCCCUCCGGAAACAGAAAAAUGGCAUUCACAAAGGACGUCCGUCUAAAUCACACGAGCAAUCAGAAUCUAAAAUAAAAAAUGAAAGCAUGUUCUCAGACACGUCAUCUUCAUCCAUCCCAUCUCCUUCAAUAUCUCCAAUGGAGGCUUUCCAAGACAUCAAGGAGCUUUCCUUUAGAUCUCUUGUUAAAGAGGAAUGCAGCUCUGGAGAAUCGUCGCUCCGUGCUGAUUCCAACUACAAAUUCAGCACUUUCCUGAUGCUCCUGAAGGAUUUGCAUGACAGCCGGGAGAAGGAAGGGAAACCUUUAACUCUUCCUCCAACAUCUCCAUCUUCAUUAAUAAAGGAAGAACCUUCACUCAUCCCUGUUGGAGAAGAUGCAGCAAAUGAGGUGCUUUGUGAAAAGGAGUUUGCAGAGCAAAACAGCUUGCCUGGAAAAACAUCCACACCGAACAACUCAAAACAAAGCAAAGCCAAUCUGAAAUCAACAGUGAAAAAGGAGACUCAAAAGCCUGACGCUAUAGAUUCAGUUUCUCCAUUAAAGAAACCAAUCUCGCCUGUAGCUUUGAAUGUACUUGACAAAAGUUUGCCUCUGUUAGGAGAUCUUUCAAAGUCUAGUAAUGUUUCUGCUGCGGUUACUGAUGUUUGUGCGAAAGCAACCAUCUCCAAGGUUGCUCCUAAAAAGCGCUGGAAAACAUUUGAGUCUGAACUUGGGAAAAGCAUCAAGCCAAAGAGCGAUCAGGUUGAUUCGACUCUAGAUGAAGUGAAGAGUGUGUCCACAGAGCCCAAUGGAGUCUUCAAAGACAGUCUUCAGGAAUCGGCUCACUCUGAUGUCCCGGAUAAAAAAGAUGCUUCAGAAAACAAAAGACUUCGAAAGCCAAGCAAGAGGCUGAUUGAAUGCAGUGAAGAAUAUGAACAAAUAUUUCCCACUAACAAGAAAACGAAGAAAUCCGCAGAGUCCUGUAAAACGGGAUCUUGUAUCUCUAACACUACUCCUGAACCGCCGGCGUCAGACCAGAUCACACCUGAUGCUGUUUUGAGCUCUUCAGCUGAAAAACCCUCUGAACAUUCCAAACCAGAAAAGCAGAAACCCCCUGCAGAUGCUCCUGUUUCUCCUUCAGCACCCAAAUCUCCAUCCUGUACCCCAUCCUUAGAGACAGAGCCGUGUGAGAAGAAAUCUGCUCCUUUGGUAAGAAAGAGGACACGCAAGUAUGUGCAAAAAGUUCUAGACUGCGCCAUUCAAGGGGAGUGUGUUAAGGUCCCAAAGAAAGGGGAGAGUAAACAACACAAAUCGAACUCAGAAGACUCAGGUGUCAGAGAUCUGCAGAAACAGGAAGAGGCUGGACCUCCACCAUCAAGCCCAUGUGCUGUAUCAGCACAAAGUGAGGGUGAAAUACGAACGUCUUCCCCGAUCCAGCCGGAUGUUUCCAGUGUGGGUCAGAUCCCGAUUGAAGGAGAGCAGAGCAGUCCAUCUAAACCUCAGAUUAACAACGAAGAAUCGCUGAUCUCUGAGGGUUUUGGUGCAGGACUCAAUGACAGUGCGUUUUCCAGCAGAGAUUCAUUAUCAGGGGAUUUGUCUGGACUCUCGACCAAUAAAAGAUCAGUGGAGAGAGGCGGAGGUGCGUCGCUGAAGGAGAAUGUCUGCCAGGUGUGUGAGAAGACCGGAGAGCUGCUGCUGUGUGAGGGUCAGUGCUGUGGAGCUUUUCAUCUGCAGUGCAUCGGCCUCACAGAGACUCCUAAAGGACGCUUCAUCUGUCAGGAGUGUAAGAUGGGUGUGCACACGUGUUUUGUGUGUAAAAAGCCUGACAAGGAGGUCAGGAGGUGUAUGAUCCCUGUGUGUGGGAAGUUUUAUCACAUGGAUUGCAUAUUAAAAUAUUCCCCCACCGUCGCACAGAAUCGAGGCUUCCGCUGCUCCAUCCACGUCUGUCUGUCCUGCUACAUCACAAACCCCAACAACCCUGGCAUCUCCAAAGGCCGUUUGACCCGCUGCGUGCGCUGCCCUGUGGCCUACCAUGCCAAUGACUACUGUAUGGCAGCGGGCAGCGUUCCUCUGGCCAAUAACAGCUUUCUGUGCCCAAACCACUUCACGCCACGUAAAGGCUGCAAAAACCACGAACACAUCAACGUCAGCUGGUGCUUUGUGUGUUCUGAAGGCGGGAGUCUGCUGUGCUGUGAAUCUUGCCCUGCUGCCUUUCACCGAGAGUGUCUGAGUAUUGAUAUGCCACAAGGAAGCUGGUUCUGCAACGACUGUCGAGCAGGAAAGAAACCUCAUUACAAGGACAUACUUUGGGUCAAAGUGGGACGCUACAGAUGGUGGCCUGCUGAAGUCACGCAACCCAAAAGCGUUCCUGAAAACAUCUCCCGCAUGAAACACGAGGUCGGAGAGUUUCCCGUGCACUUCUUCGGCUCUAAAGACUACGUGUGGACGUAUCAGGCUCGAUGUUUCCCCUAUAUGGAAGGAGACGCCAACAAUAAGGAGAAGAUGGGAAAGGGUGCAGAUGCCGUCUAUAAGAAAGCUUUAAAUGAAGCGGCUGAUAGAUUCAGAGAACUGCUGCAAGAGAAGGAGAUGAGGCAGCUUCAGGAAGACCGAAAGAAUGAUAAGAAACCUCCUCCAUACAAACACAUCAAGGUGAACAAACAAAUAGGAAAGGUGCUGAUCAUCACGGCGGAUCUGUCUGAAAUCCCACGCUGCAACUGUAAAGCCACUGAUGAGAACCCAUGCGGCAUCGACUCGGAGUGCAUCAACCGCAUGCUGCUGUACGAGUGUCAUUCGCAAGUGUGUCCCGCAGGAGAGCGCUGUCAGAACCAGAGCUUCACCAAACGCCAGUACACCGAGGUGGAGAUCUUCAGGACUCUGUCACGGGGAUGGGGACUGCGCAGCAUAUCCGACAUCAAGAAGGGAGCGUUUGUGAACGAGUAUGUUGGCGAGGUCAUUGAUGAGGAGGAGUGUCGAAACAGAAUCAAAAGCGCACAAGACAACGACAUCUGCAACUUCUACAUGCUCACACUGGAUAAGGAUCGCAUUAUAGAUGCCGGGCCGAAGGGAAACGAGUCACGUUUCAUGAACCACAGCUGCCAGCCAAACUGCGAGACUCAGAAGUGGACGGUGAAUGGAGACACCAGAGUCGGGCUGUUUGCUUUAGAGGAUAUCCCUAAAGGUGUUGAACUCACGUUUAAUUAUAACCUGGAGUGUCUGGGUAACGGGAAAACAGUGUGUAAAUGUGGAGCGUCAAACUGUAGCGGAUUCCUGGGAGUCAGACCAAAGAAUCAGCCCCCAUCAGAUGACAAGACGCGGAAACUGAGGAGGAAAGUUUCAGGGAAGCGCAAGAGUCAGUCGGAGGUCACCAAGGAGCGAGAGGAUGAAUGUUUCUACUGUGGUGACGGAGGACAGAUCGUGUCCUGUAAGAAACCCGGCUGCCCCAAAGUCUAUCACGCCGACUGUCUGAAUCUGUCCAAAAGACCUGCAGGCCGCUGGGAGUGUCCGUGGCAUCAGUGUAAUGAAUGCGGCAGAGAAGCGGCGUCCUACUGCGAGAUGUGUCCUAACUCCUACUGCGAGCAGCACCGCGAGGGAAUGCUCUUUAUAUCCAAACUGGACGGCAAACUCUCCUGCAGCGAACACGACCCCUGCGGUCCAGAUCCGCUGGAACCGGGAGAGAUUCGAGAGUAUGUUCCCAGUACAUCCAUUGUAGGUCAAGCACCCAAUAUGUCAGCAUCUGGCAGGAUUACCCAGCCUGCUCUUCCACCCGCAGCACCGCUCUUCAUUCCCGCUCAAAACAGACCAGCGUUUCAAUCCCAAAGAGACCCGUAUGGAGACGAAGUGGUGGAUAACAUUUUACCUUCAUCUUCUCCUAAAGACAUCAAGGAGGAGGAUAUGAGUGACGGAGAGGUGGUGUUUGGAGAUGAUGAAGAAGAGGAAGAUCUCGAGCUUGUGGAUGAUGAAGAUGAUGAAGAAGAAAUCGACUGCAGAGGAAUGGAGUUGGAGGAUGAAGAGGAGGAGGAGGAGUUUGAAGACUAUGAGGAUGACUUCGUUAAUGUUGACUUUGUAGGGACCGAGGAUGGGGAUGAAGUGGAAGGAGAUGAACAGGACACAUCAUGGGAUGAGGUGGUGGAAGCAGAAAAAUGAGCUUGAUCCUGCUGGAUAUGAACUGUGACUGACGACACGCUGGGAAAUCAGCUGCCGUUGUUUUUCUGAUUGGUUCAAGCAUGGAUUGAGAACGAUGAACACUGAUCUGGCUAUGAGCUUGCCUUCUCAACCCAAGUCCUCUUGGAGAAUCCUCAUAGAGGGUUGGAUCCGGUGCUGUGGGAUUGUGACUUCAGUCCGUUUGUUGGAUAAUGAUGAUUAGUGUCUGGUGCUCUUUUAUUUUUUACAUUUUCCUCCUGGAAUUGUUUACAUUCUCUGAUCUGAACAGAAGGAUGACCUCACGGGGGUUUAAAAUGGCGCAUCAUGGACCGUACUGUUGUUGUCUUACUUAGGAAAUCUGAAUAUAGGUUAUGAUUAUCAGUUUUGAUGAACAAGUCUGAUCGUUUAUGAACGGUUUAGCCACAUCGUCCCACACAAAUAUGGAUUUAAAGGGUUAGUUCACGCAAAAAUGUAAAUUAUUCUCUCAUUUAUGGCCUUCAGGGCAUCAAAUAGUUGUAUAUGACUUUCUUCUUUCAGUCGAAUCCAAUUGGAAAUGUAGAAAAAAGUGUCUUGUGCUAUUCCAGCUCAACAAUGAGAACAAUUAGCUAAUCUAUCCAUGAAAAGUAGCUCUCGUGGAUCCAAUGGUGUGUAUAAAAGUCUCCUUUAGUGAGAAAAAUAUUCAUAUUUAAAACUUCUGGCAACCUCCAUCGUAAUAUGUGUACUUUUUUAAUGCAUUAGCGCCACCAGCUGGACAAAAAUGGGUUUUCUUUGUCUUUUUUUUUUGUUGGGUUUGUGUUCGUUUUAACCAUGCACGUCAUGUUUCUCAACCAUGUUCCUGGAGGACCACCGGCACUGCAUGUUUUCGGUGUCUCCUUUGUCUGUCACACUCGUUACAGGUCUUUCAGUCUCUGCUAAUAAGCUGAUGAUCUGAAUCAGGUGUGUUUGGUUAAGGAGACAUAGAAAAUGUGCAUAGCCGGUGGUCCUGCAGGAACGUGGUUAAGAAACACUGCGCUAAAGCAUAGGUGUCAAACUCAGUUCCUGGAGAGCCGCAGCUCUGCACAGUUUAGCUUUAACCCUGAUUAAAAACACCUAAUCAAAUUGAGUUGUUUGAAACCUACAUGUAAGUGUGUUUAAUUAGGGUUGGAACUAAAGUGCAGAGCUUUGGCCCUCCAGGAACUAGAUUUGACACCUGUGCACUAAAGAUAUUUAAAAAAACACACUCCAGUCCAGCUGGUGGCGCUAAUGCACCAAAAAUACACCUCCAAAAUAAGAAGAUUUAUGGAUGCCACUCGCCUGAAGUUACACAAAACAGUUUAUAUAGUCUUAAAUAAAGAUGUUUUUCUUACAGAAACACAUGGAUUCACUAAAGGAGAUGUUUAAUUAGCUUAUGAAGCACUUUUUAUUAUGGUGGAUGCUCUUUAUUGGAUUUAAUUUGAACAAUCACUGUCAUUGUAGAGCUGGAAAAGCUCAAGAUCAUUUUUAAAACAUCUCCAGUUGCAUUGGACUGAAAGGAGAAAGUUAUACGCCUAUAAGAUGCCUUGAGGGUGAGUAAAUCAAGGGAUAUCAACAAUUUUUAGGCGAACUAACCCUUUAAACACCACAGUUUAACAGUACUUGAACUGAUUUCUCCAGGUCUGUCUGUCAGCAGGUCUACAUGUGAUAGGAGUCCCAUACAACUGAUUUGUAAAUGAGAAAAAGAGUCAAAAUGAAUAGGAAAUACGACAUUCCCAGCUUGAUUUCAAUCAUGCACUUUUGUGUUUUCAUCAUUUGUUUCACCUGUCAGCAAGCGACUGAAGAAACCUCAGCAGUCUAGAGGAGUAAUUGUGUUGUUUUUCCUCCAUUCUCGUGGCCUUUGAGUCUUCGUGCUUUUAGAAAAGAUGAGUUUCUGCUUCUUAGUUGGAUCUUGCGCAAGGCCUGCCCGUACUUAAAGGGAUAGUUCACACACAAAUGAACAUUUCCUGUUAAGUUACUCACCCAACAUAGGAUUUCUAGGUGAACUCUCCCUUUAAAUUCAACCACCUUCUCAAAAUUAUAAUCAGAAAUGACUAAUUAUGGAAAUUCUGUGUUCGCAAGUUGAAUUCGUGUCCACUUGCUUGGUUUAUUUGUGAACUUGAAAUGUCUGCGAACUCUGAAUGUUUUGCGCACUUUUCAGAGAUCAGGAGAUACUCCAAAGCAUCAUUCAUACACAUAAAACACCUUUUUUGGGCGGUAUCUACCAAAUUUCAAGCUGAAAUAUUUAGUAUGCAUGUAUAUUUGGGGAUUUUAUGUGCAUUAACAUUGAAGGGAUCCAGAACACCCCUUAAAAAGCAUAUUUAGUCAAAAGUCUCCCAAAAAAAUCAAUGUUUAUUUCAUUAAUAGACAUGUUGGUCAUAGUGGAUCUUCAUGAAGUCACAUUUUGGUUUAAAUUUGCAGUGGUAUGGUUUAAGAUUAUAAAUCAAAACUUUCCAUCAUUGUAUUGUCUGAAAUGAUGAAAGCACCUUUUGUUUGCAAUAUAUAUAAAUAUAUAUAUAUCAUUGUGCACCAGGUACAAUCCCUGACUGAAAAGAAAAACUGCCUCAUAAUAAAGAACUGUUUUAGGAAAUGGAGAAAUCUUCCAUGACUGAUAUUCGAUGUGUUUCAAUGCCUCUAGGCCUUAUGCUCAUUAUUUCUAUUUCUGUAUCUCUUUCUGCAGCUCAAUCAUUCAGACGCUUUUUUAAAAAGCUGUGUUUUUAUCAUCAGCAUCAUCAUGAAACUUUGUACUUCUCUUUUCUUAGCUGCGUUUCUUUCAGUCAUGCUUUUUGUGUCUUUGUAUUUAUGGACCUUGUAUAAUCUUUUCCACUUGUUUUCUGUGUUUCUGUAUGUUUGUUGAACAUGCGCUCUGUGACACCGUGAGGACGAUGAAAUGCAGACGACAGUUUCCUGAGGACAUUUGGGCAAAACGUUUGCUGCCAUGAUAAACUCAUGAUUUUGUACUGUACCUUGUGCAUAAUAAAUAUUAUAAGUACAAUUUUACAAUAGAAA